AUGUGCUGGGGUUGCUGGGUGUUCGAAGGCGUCUAUAACAAUUCUCGAAUGCUGCAUUUCCUGACGGCUGUCGUGGGCUCCACGUGUGAUGUGAAUGUGAAAAAUGGCAGCACCUUUGAGGGGAUUUUUAAAACCCUCAGCUCUAAGUUCGAGCUUGCUGUGGAUGCUGUGCACAGGAAGACCCCAGAUCAGCUGGUGGGACCUAAGCGGGAGGACAUUGUGGACACCAUGGUCUUCAAGCCCACCGAUGUCAUGCUGGUGCAUUUCCGUAAUGUUGAUUUCAAUUACGCCACCAAAGACAAGUUCACGGACUCUGCCAUCGCCAUGAACUCCAAGGUUAACGGGGAGCACAAAGAGAAGGUGCUGCAGCGCUGGGAAGGAGGGGACAGCAACAGUGACGACUACGACCUGGAGUCUGACAUGUCUAAUGGCUGGGAUCCCAAUGAGAUGUUCAAGUUUAAUGAAGAGAACUAUGGCGUGAAGACAACGUACGACAGCAGUUUGUCCUCCUACACCGUCCCUCUAGAGAAAGAUAACUCAGAGGAGUUCCGGCAGCGGGAAGCCCGGGCGGCCCAGUUGGCCCGGGAGAUUGAGUCGAGCCCCCAGUACCGCCUGCGCAUUGCCAUGGAGAAUGAUGACGGCCGGACGGAGGAGGAGAAACACAGCUCUGUGCAGAGGCAGGUGUCUGGCAGGGACAGCCCCAGCUUGGCCUCCAGGGAGGGCAAGUAUGUCCCGCUGCCACAGCGCGUCAGAGAGGGCUCGCGAGGCGGCGUCCGGUGCAGCAGCUCCCGGGGUGGGAGGCCAGGGGUGGGGUCCAUCCCUCCCCGGGGCAGUGCGCACCAUCCAGACAGCAACUCUAGUCCUGUCCCGGAGCAGCGAGGGAUCAAUGGAGGACCCUCCCGAAUGUCUCCGAAGUCCCAGCGCCCCAUCCGGGGUGCCAAGACCAUGUCUUCCCCGUCAAGCCGCCCUGUGGAGGUCUCAGCAGCUCCCCCUGCAGUGGGCCGCAUGUACCCUCCUCGCUCUCCCAAGUCUGCCUCAGCCACUCCAGUCUCUUCCCAGGAUUCUCCAGUGGGAUCUGCCGUGCCAGCAGCACCCGCAUCCCCAUCGGAGGCCAGAACUGGCCUGGAGUCGAGUGUUUCCCCAAACCCCCCUUCUCCCAAAGUAGCCGCCCCCGUGCCGGCCACUGCUGUUGAGGGGAAAGAGGCUCCCACAUCUGUGGCUAAAGAUCCUGGCAGAAUCUUGGAAGUGACGGGGUCAUGUGAGCUCAACAAGGCAGCCAGCAAAGCAGGGCUGCAGAAUGAGCAGAAGCGGACCCAGCUGGAGGAGCUGCGCAAGUUUGGGGCCCAGUUCAAGCUCCAGCCGAGCAGUUCCCCAGAGACCAGCCUGGAGUCCUUCAGUGCCAGGCCCAAGGAGCCUCUGGAGGGCAAGGAGAAAUCCCUUGAGCCGGGCAUCUGCGAGGGUCCUGAGGAGGCGCCCGCCGUGAGCAUGGUGCCAAAGCCCAGCGGGACCAGCCUGGAGCUGCUGCCGGAGAGUGGCAAAGAGGAGAAGGGUCUGUGUGAGGUGGCCGAGCAGCAGGCGGCCAGCCCCCCGGGCAAGGGCGAGCCCGAGGACAAAGAGGAGGGGCCUGUGUCCGAGCAAGUGAAGAAAUCGACUCUGAAUCCCAACGCCAAGGAGUUCAACCCCUCGAAAACGCUGCUUUCUGUGAACAAGUCGACGAGCACCCCCACGUCACCGGGCCCUCGCGCCCAUUCCACUCCCUCCAUCCCAGUGAUCACGGCCGGCCAGACGGGCAUGUACAGCCCCCAGUACAUUUCCUACAUACCUCAGAUCCACAUGAGCCCUGCCGUCCAAGCGCCCCAGAUGUACCCGUACCCUGUCUCCAGCUCUGUGCCUGGCCAGCAGGGCAAGUACCGAGGGGCCAAAGGUUCCCUCCCACCCCAGCGCUCGGACCAGCAUCAGCCGACAUCCGCACCCCCCAUUAUGCAGGCGGCAGCGGCGGCAGGGCCCCCCCUGGUAGCAGCUACGCCCUACUCCUCCUACAUUUCCUAUAACCCCCAGCAGUUCACGGGGCAGCCCACCAUGAUGCAGCCUAUGGCACACUACCCUUCUCAGCCUGUAUUUGCCCCGAUGCUCCAGAGCAACCCCCGCAUGAUGACAUCUGGCAGCCACCCCCAGGCCAUUGUGUCGUCCUCCACACCCCAAUACCCCCCCUCGGAGCAGCCCACGCCCCAGACGCUCUAUGCUACAGUUCAUCAGUCCUAUCCCCACCAUGCGACACAGCUGCACCCCCACCAGCCUCAGCCCGCCACCACCCCGACAGGGAACCAACAACAGGCCCAGCACGCUGCCCCCAGCCCCGUACAGCACCAGGCUGGGCAGCCGCCCCACCUGGCCAGUGCCCAGCAGCAGCAGAACCUGUACCACACGGCCACGCUGACGGCCACGCCGCCCUCCAUCACGCCAGGGCCCAGUGCCCAGUCCCCCCAGAGCAGCUUCCCACAGCAGGCUGUCUACGCCAUCCACGCCCACCAGCAGCUGCAGCACGGCUACACCAACAUGGCCCAUGUCACCCAGUUCAGUCUCACCCAUCCCAGCAGCUCCCAUUCCACCCCCCUGGAAACUGAAGCCUCGAUUCCUGACUGUGAACUGAACUCCCAGUGCCGGCCCCUGCCCGGGAUCCGGUUUGCUCCUUCUGCCCCCUUGUGUGCGCCCCGGCCUGGCAGCCGGGCCCUGAGGUGGAACCCCCAGCCUGCCCCUUACGGGGCCACAGCUGGGGGCGGGGCUUUACCAAGCACCUUUUUUGUUGGUUUGCGGAGCGCGCAGCGGCAAGAGCCACCUGCCCCUGGCUCCUGGAGCCGCCAAGGUUUUAUUUUCUAUUAUUUAUAACUCCAAUUGGGCUGUUAAACAGAGUGUUGGGCUCCCCUCCCCUAGUCAUGCGAACACAGGAGCAGACCAGACUGAUGAACACCGACUUUUUAUUACAUAAAAAUAUUUAAAAAGUGGAAAAAAAAAAUAAAAUAAAAUUUUAAACUAACUCCAUGGUGGGUGUUGGGGUGAGUCUCUGGGGGCUUGUGAGGGGAGGAGAAUAGCCUAAGGAGGUGUUACACUGGUGGAAGGGUGGGGUUGGAGUCCUGGCUUCUGUUCCCUUCAUUUCUGCUGUGUGUGGGGUGGGCCCUGGUGAGAGCAGCAGCACUGGCUGCUAAAGAUCUCUAAUGGAGUGACUAAAACUAGCCUGUGGAGGGAGGGAGGGAGAUCUGCAGCUUCUGCCCUGCUGCCCUCUGUUCCUCCCCCUCAGCUGGAGCAGGGGUGGGUGUCAACUCUCAGCAGCCUGCUCCCCCCCAGUUGGGGGCUAGGCCCCAGCUGCUACUGGAAGACAUGAAGGAGCCUACUGCUCUGCACCAAAUAGGGCCCUGCUCUUUACUCUGGG
Messenger RNA from Emys orbicularis (European pond turtle), 3427 nucleotides. RefSeq names its product ataxin 2 like (gene ATXN2L). Gene Ontology annotation, cellular component: cytoplasmic stress granule. Bases 1 to 2886 code for a protein of 961 amino acids. Gene Ontology annotation, molecular function: mRNA binding. Gene Ontology annotation, biological process: cytoplasmic stress granule assembly. The transcript is spliced from 21 exons. NCBI's taxonomy places the organism in Eukaryota, Metazoa, Chordata, Testudines, Emydidae. The record is from RefSeq and is a predicted model, not a curated record.